Messenger RNA from Candidula unifasciata, 497 nucleotides. NCBI's taxonomy places the organism in Eukaryota, Metazoa, Mollusca, Gastropoda, Stylommatophora, Geomitridae. The record is from the annotation of a GenBank genome assembly.
AGCUUUCUGAAAAUCAACUGUACAUUGAUGUCCACUGGUUUUUCAUGGAAUCCAGUCAUGCUUACACUGAUCUUGAUAUAGAUCAGAUUUAUUCAGCCACUACACCAGAAAGCUUGUUAAAACAUCGCUUGGAAGCAAAAAUAAAAGAAGUGCAAACAGAUUCUCAGCCACUAAAGUUGGCAUCACAAGAACCAGAUGAAAGUGACCGCUAUCUUGCAGAAGUAUUUAAAAAUGGGAUUUCUGUGCAGAAGUACUGGCUGAUGGGAGGAAAUUAUACUUUCUGCUUGCCACAAAAGUGCAAUGUUUUGGCCCGUUAUCCAAAAUUUCCAACUCUGUGUCAGCCAAAUGGAUUUCAGAAAGGAAUGAGGAUUGUUGUGGAUCUCACCGCCUCUCACAAAGAUGUUUAUGCAGAGGCUAUGAUUGAGAAAGCCGGUCUGGGUGGAGAUCUCAGGCUGCAAUAUUCUAUUCCUGAGGAAGAAAUCAAUACACACAUUGAU